Molecule: messenger RNA, 1388 nt
Organism: Elaeis guineensis (African oil palm)
Lineage: Eukaryota; Viridiplantae; Streptophyta; Magnoliopsida; Arecales; Arecaceae
Source: RefSeq, a predicted model, not a curated record
UCGAUCCCCUGUGUUGGGGACGCCCGUUACGGAAUCUCCCAACUGGGACGACCACCCUUCUUCUUCCCAUCCUUCAAACUUUCCCGAACCCUAAACCUUGUUCCUCCUCCUCUUUACCUUCCUUCCCUUCUCCCUGCUGUCAGGAUGAGCAAUCUGAGGGCGAUUUGCCGCCCCCACGCGGCCAUCUCCUCCUUUAUCUACUGCUGUAGAGGCAACGCCCGCCUAGGGUUUACCUCCUCCUCCCGAAAAGCCAGUUUCCGGAUCCCUUCCCCCUCCGCCGCCUCCUCUCCUUUCGUCCUCGAUGACUUACCGAGGAUGGCGCCGGCGUCCCGCGCCAAUCCGAGGAGGACUCUCACCAGGGUCUCCAAUUGGAAUUCCGAGAAAUCCCCCUAUGAGACGCUCGAGCUGGAAAGAGACGCUGAUGAGGAAAAGAUAAAGGCUGCUUACAGGAGAUUGGCCAAGUCUUAUCACCCAGAUGUGUAUGAUGGUAGAGGGACUCUUGAGGAAGGGGAAACAUCUGAAUCUCGAUUUAUUAAAAUUCAAGCUGCCUAUGAACUGCUAAUAGAUGAGGAGAAGCGGCGGCAAUAUGAUAGAGAUCACCGUGUCAAUCCAAUGAAGGCUUCUCAGGCAUGGAUGGAAUGGUUGAUGAAGAAGCGGAAAGCCUUUGAUCAGAGGGGUGAUAUGGCUGUUGCGGCUUGGGCUGAGCAACAACAACGUGAGAUGAAUAUCCGUGCUCGCCGUCUCUCUCGAUCAAAGAUUGAUCCCGAUGAGGAGAGGAGGAUACUGGCCAAGGAGAAGAAAGCAUCAAUGGAAUACUUCACCAAUACAUUGAAGAGACAUACGCUUGUCCUAAAGAAGAGAGAUUUGAUGCGAAAAAAGGCAGAAGAAGAAAAGAAAAAGGUCAUCGGUCAGCUUCUAGCUGCUGAAGGCCUUGAGCUUGACACAGAUGAUGAUGAAACAAUCUGAAAAUUUUCCUCACACGGUGAUGUAUUUCUACAUAUAGAUCCUGUUCAUCAAUCACUUGGCAAUCGGAAACAGCUAGUUGAAGGAUCCAGCCAACACUCCUCUAUGAUCAUGCGAUACAAUAUAUGUAAGUGUUCUAUAUUCAAUUAACAGGAAAGGAAAAGAAAGGUAGGAAGAUUAUUUCAAUAUGUCUUAUUCGUUUGGUUGGAAAUUGAUAGAAAUCAGUUUCUGGCUGCCACUUCUAUAAACACAAUUUUAGUUUUUAGUCUGGGUUCCGGUACUGGGGAGAAGUGUAGGGAGUGUUAAGAGGAGGGAAAAGAGAAUAACGGCUUGUUAGGCUGUCUGGGUCCAAAAUCCUGUAGGACUCAUGAGAUUAGGCCAGCACAACUAAAAAAAUCAGCAGAUCUUUUGAUGUCUUUUUUUAA